Molecule: messenger RNA, 7999 nt
Organism: Pomacea canaliculata
Lineage: Eukaryota; Metazoa; Mollusca; Gastropoda; Architaenioglossa; Ampullariidae
Product: ras association domain-containing protein 2-like
Exons: 11
Coding region: 473-1903 (476 amino acids)
Biological process (GO): signal transduction
Source: RefSeq, a predicted model, not a curated record
CGUCACGCGGCGAAUUCGAAACUGCGGCGACACUGACUCCGUCAAGUCUGGCUCCCCUUGUCGUCUGCAACAGCGCUUACUUCGGAAUGUUUGGGCCGAAAAGUGUGCGUUCCAAGGAGAGAGUGCGUGACAGCGAGCACUGUUUGAGAAAGAGAUCUUGGAGGAUACUCACAGAAAGUGUCACCAUGCUUUGUUUAGUCUGACACAACAGCUGGAGGCCAUGCUUGGGUAGCAGAGCAGUGUGCUGACGCCGCGACGCUGUUUGAUCGAAUUGGGCGCGAGUAAAACAAUCGCCAGCUCCAUCAAACUGUUUACACGGGGCACACUUUCUUUCCAUCCAAAGGCGAACAACAGUCUGUGAUUGAUCUUCACACCUGCGCAUGUUGUCUGUUCGCUUUAGCGAUUUCCAGCUGUUACAGUGUGAACACUUGGAUGCUGUGCAUUUGAAUGACAUCUCGCCGCCACUCACGCAAUGAACAGAGACUUGUGUGCACUCUGUGGAAAGCCUGUUUACUUUGCUGAGCGCAAGACGUCUCUCGGGCGAGACUGGCACCCCAACUGUCUCCGGUGCACAAAGUGCGACCGUGUCCUCGUACCAGGCCAGCAUGCCGAGCACAAAGGAAACCCGUACUGUCACACCCCAUGCUACAAGGCACUUUUUGGCCCUCCGAUUCUGGGAUAUGGCGCCAACUUGUCUUCGCCUGCCAACUUCGCUCGCAAGGAUGGCCCCGUGGAGUUUGGAUACGAUAACGAUAGUGAAGUGUACAAACGAGAGAUAUUUAGCAACAGACGGAUUGCAACCAAUCCCUUGCAGAGACAGCGAAAGUCGGUGCCAGCCAUACCGAACUAUGAGUUUCCAGUCUCGGACAAGUCUGCGCACAGGUCGUGUCCUACAUCACCGUCCAAAACAAACGACACGGUCACGUCGCCAAAGCUGAGAGACAUGUAUAAGAAAGUAGAAGAAUUCAAUGCCCGCAACCAAGGCAAAAUACAUCAUCCGAUGACUGUGGAACAGCUGCCCAGUGGAGAGGUGUGUGUACAAGGACCUCUUCGGAUUUACUGGGGUCUUACCAGGCCGAUUCAACUACGACAGUGUGAUGAUGUGCCAGCACCACCAGUUGCUAAAUGGCGGCAUUCGUUAUGUGUGAAUUUGAAUGAAAGUCCAACAAAACAAUCUCGUUCACCCACACAGCUGAAGUUAGACCUGCAUUCUCCAAAGUGGGACCAGCAGACCCCCUCCAGGCAAAUGAGAGGGAUAGAUGACAGUGUUUUGAUGUCGCCAUCAGCAGCAGAUGAUGUAGUCAUGCGUCGGGGCAACAUACGCAAGUUUAAAACUGUGGCCUACCGUGGCGAUGCUCCCACUAAGUGGAAACGAGCAUCCAUCAAUGGGCAUAUUUUCAACUUUGACACAAGUGUGUUCACUCCAGUUCUUGGUAGCUGCACUAGUGUCAUGGUGGACAGUACUAUGACUUCCCCAGUUGUUAUACAAACACUCCUAGAAAAAUUCAAGGUUGAAAACAGUCCUUCAGAAUACACCCUUUGUUUGGUGACAGAUAAUGAUGAACAUAUACUAGAGGAUGAGGAUCGACCACUGCUGGAGGUCCUGGAGCUUAGCGUUGAGGAUCAGGGCACAAAGAUUUUUCUGAAGGAGCGUCAGCUGGACCUGGCUGUCACACCCUCUGACCCUAUCAUUCAGUUGCCCAUUGCAGAGGAAGAGGAGGAGGAGGCCUUGCCAGAAGAGGUAGAGCAAUUGAUGAUUCUUCCAGUGGCUGUAUUAACAGGCCUUUUGAAGAAGUUUGAGAAUGAUGAAGAAUCUGAAGUUCGCCGAGUAAAAGAAAAAUACAAACGCUACAGGAAGAGAGUUCUCAAGUUAAUGGAGAAACACACAGCUUCAACUGCCUGAAGAAUCUGUCGGUGCUUUGCUAUUACUGGUGAUUUUGCUGCAUUUCUGACUUCUAUAUUCCCUCAAACUUAAUGUCUACCCAUCAGAAGGGAUUCUUGCAGCAGUCUUGAUGGACAAGGCAUUUUAGGUUGUGAAUAUUUGGUGACUAUGGAAAGUCACUUUGUGUUCCCCAUAUCGUCAAAGUAGAAAGUAAAACUGAAAGUGCUAAUAGGCGAAACAAAUUGAAAGAGGAUGAGAAACAGGUUUUGGACAGGUAUUGUCACAUUCUUAGUGAAAUAGUGUGCAUAUCAUAUGGUGCAAUGAGAGUAGAGAAAGAAUACUUGACCAGUUACCUGAAAGUUUAUUACCAGAUUAAAUAGAUGUAAAAAUUGGACAGGCCUAGAGGAUGAAAGCAAAACUGACUAGAGUUCAGCAAGAGAGUGUGCCAACUUGACAUUCAGUCCUUCAUGUGUCACUGAUGUCAUCAAAGUGUCAUAACUAUUUCUUACAACUUAGGAGUUGUACAUCAGCAUCGCUACCAAACACCAUGCCACUGAGUAUAUAUAUAUAUAAGUGUAAAUGACCAAUAACAUGACAGGCUAUUGGCAUUAGUUUUCGAACCACAUGGCAGUCUGGUAAAAGUGAAGAUAGGCAUGUGUUUGGAAGCACAGGAGAAGAUAAGAUUCUGCAAUGUUGAUCUUUUCAAGUGUUCAGCAGUGCUGGUCAUGACUGUAUGAAGAGGAACAAGUUGGUUUCUGCCAAAUGAAGUGUCGAUGGAUGUGGAGCCCUACUUAGUUUGUAGUGUGUGGAUUUUGGGAGGUUUGAUGUGGAUAUGGAUGUGUACAUGUAUACAUGUGUAUGCUUUAUUCUGUUUAUUCCCAAAAAGUUAAAAAUAUGAAGACUGUCAUAUUUUAUAUUACUAUCAUCUACCUUAUCAGUUGGUUGCUUCCAUUGGGUUCCAUUCCCAUCUGUAAUAAUUUUUUUUUUUUAAAGAACAUUUUCACAAAUGUGCCAAGAAACAUUUUAUCAGUGACACUCUUUAAUCUUGUGUCACACCAUGAAAUAACUUGAAAGUUUGGAUAUUUGGCUAUGCAGUAUUUUUGUAGUAACAUUUUGAAAAUUCUUAUCUGCUGCAUGACACACGGCAACAUUCUGUCCAGGCUCGGCCUCUUUUUUUUUUUCCUCUCCAAGAUACCAAGGAGAAAGUUUGCAACACUGGCCUACAAAAAUGUAACCAUGUUUCAAGAAGGAACUGGGAUAUGAAAUGCUGCACCACUUGCACCAAGGACAUCACGCUGCCUAUAAAUUUCAAUUUAAAUUUCAAUACUGAGGGCUGUUGUGAAUGGUUGGUGCAAUAUUUGUCUCCUAUCAUGACAGGCUUCUGGUCUUAAGACUAAGAAGUUUGGACAUAAACUGUUUCACAUGCAUAAACUAGAAAAAAAAGUAUUGCUGGUUUGCUCGGUUUUGUUUUUUUUAAAUGGUAAAAGCACAUAAGCUGGUAGCAUAUCCCAGAACUGGUGGAUGUCGAAAUAUUUUCAGGAUACUGGAAAUUGGUGUUGAUGUUGCAUCUGAAGGCUUUUGUAUGUUGUUAAUUGCUUUGACAGCCAGAAAGUUGAAGUACAUGCAUGCAGGUAUUUAAUGUACUUCUGAACAAUGCAUGAGAAUUACAUGGCAAACUAACAUGAAACAAAAACAAGCAACUACAUUUGGACAGAUUUGAAUAUGAAGUGUAGCAAGCCAGUGAUCAAAUCAUCAGCCAUAUUCACACAUGGCACAAAAAUUAAUGCAUUGUAAAUCUGCGGUCCCAUGAUUAUUAGGUAGCCUGUAAAAAGUUUAACUUCUUUGUCAUCUUUUUGUUGUGUGUUUAUUGAUUGGAGUGGGGUUAAAAUACCAAUACUUUUGGUUGUUGAUUAAGGUUUACUUGUAGGGUUUUGUAUUAACUCAGACAUACAGUAUUGGAUAGAUUCCUGCCAUAGGGCAAAAAUUGAGCACAUCCUACUGAAGACAGAAAAAAAUUCAUGUUCUUCCUUGCAUCUAUAGUCUUCUGGUCGUGGCAAUGAGAAGCACCGACUUUUAGAAACUCGCGAGUGACUUUAAGAAGUUGGAGCAGUAAUAGGGGAGGACUUUCCACAGUUAUUCCUAAUGAGAAAACCAUGAGAACUUGGUCUUUAUUUUCAGAAAAAUACAUAUAGACUAUUCAAAAGCAACACUGCUUCAGUCUUAUGAAAACAAGCUUUAUAUGAACAUAACUGCUGCCUCCUGAAAAGUGAAACAAGUAGUCGAAGUUUAAGCUAGCUUUACAUAACUUGGAUGUUGAACUGCCAAGGCUUCAGCAAUAUCCUGUCACCAGCUGGGAAAGAGAAUUUGUGUAACCUCAGGUUUAUAAACAAAAUGGCCCAGGAAAAUAACAUGCAUAAUGUUUCUGGCUUCAUAAUAUGAAACAAUUCUUUGAUUUCACUCUUAUUUAGACUUGUCAUAAUAUAGUUCAUUUUCAUCAAAUGAUCUGUUUAAUCGUGUGUGCGUACAUGUAUAUCUGAUUUUGUUUAUGUAAAGACUAGUCCACUAAAUCAUCAUGCAAAUUUGACAAUCAUAACAUGAACUAAUUUAAUAUCAAAUCACAUAGAUAAUACCACCAUCUGAUCAUGUCCUGUUGAAGACUACGGCAGCCUUUCUUAUUUCAUUUACCCUGGGAAAAAAGUUUAAUUUUCUGAUCUUGGUAUAUCCAUGCAUAAAACUUAUGUAUGCAGCUCAGCAGUUUGUGAAUGUAUAGCUCCAUUCAACUGUUCUAGAGCCAUUGCUGUUGAUGGGGCACAAUGUAAUAAGACAUCUUGCAUCAUAGUUCUAGUGAAACUCAUGAGCAUCGGCCCCUAGCUAAGAAUUACUGCUGUGCAGUUUUAAUGGUGUUUGUAAAUUUUCAAUCUUUUCCUCUUUCUCAAAAGUACUUUUGCUCAAAUCAGCCCUUUUGAAAAUCCUUAAUUUCUAUAAUUAACAUCCUAUAGUUUUCUUCUCUAUCCUCGACAACUGUUGUUUGAUAGGGUAGAUGUGUUGAAUAGCAUUGGAGAAGAAUUCAGAAUGCAGUGAAUUAACUUACUACAUGUAAUAUUUGUGAUUGAUGUGCGCUGGAUAGAUUACAAAGUAGCAGAAGGCAUGCAGAGUUGCCUACGAUACAUUGUAGAAAAGGUUUUAAGAAUGCCUUUAGUAUUUUGAAAAGUCUUAGAUUUAUCUUGCUGCUCUUGCAUGGUUAAAAAAAAAAUUUUUAAGAUCAGAGAUGCACAUUGUAAACAUGUGAUGCAUUAUCUUGUGAUUGUUGUCGUUUGAUUCCAAGCCUUGAUAAUGCUUGUGCGGAAGUCAGUCUGUUGCAUUUCACUUGGUGUUCACUUUGUCAGCUGGCCACUAGUAUGUCUGCCACUGACAUUUUUCACCUGUGAUAGAAGCUCUCUUGGCUAGUUGUGAAAAGAUCUCUUUAACAAAUUUGUCAUGCAAACAUUUAUGUCACUGUUGACUAGGUUUUGACUGUUUAGAGGUGUGCUUCUGUGGGUAUCCAUUUUAAAUUUAAAAAUUGAAGGAUUUCCCACCCCCCUACCCCUACCCAUCAGGAUAAAAUGGUGAAGGCUAGGGAAACAAAUACUGAUCUUGCCCUUGAACAAAUCGAUGGAUAUUCUUGAUUUGUGCAGGGGGUCAGGUGUUGCUUUGCCAAGAAUUUGAAUUUGCUGACCAUAUUUUGUCACUGCUGCCAUUGUCCAUGUUUUCAGUUUGUUAAUGUAGCCAAAGCCUUUGUGAUUGUACAGCAUAACAAACAUGUUAUUACAACUCAAGUGGACUUCACCAUCAUGGUUGUGAUUCAGAUUGUUUUUAGGAUUUGAACUCUGUCAGGUGUGUAGCCAUGAGAUUUCACUUGGAAGGCCUCACAAAAAAGGAAGAAAAUGUAAAGCUUACUUGUAAAACGUGGAAGAUGAAUGAGAAUUGUUUGUUAAUAUUUUUUGGUUAUAUUUUUGACGCUAGCUCAGGUUGAGUAUUAAUAAUGUUUCAGAUCUUUAGCAUUGGUGCCAAUGUGUUUUUUUGUCAGAUGUUAUGACAUCGAAGUUAAAUACAUGGAAUGAAUUCAUUCACUUAAGAAGGCUGUGUCCUUAAUUGAAAUAAACCUUUGGCAGCCAAAUAAGAUGUAGCUGUAAAUGUAAUCCUCUGAGUGUAAUCAGAAAGAUGGUAUGGCUAAGGGUAAAUGUGAUGUUUCAUUACUAUUAGUGAUAAUUUAGUAGCAUGCAAAGACAUGCAAGACAUGCACUAUUUGCACUGUAAAAGAUUAAUAUUUUUGGGAGGGGGUAUAUAAAUUCAAGUUCAUUUUGUUUGUCAUAAAAAUAUUUUCUUUUUGAAGAAUAUGGAUAUAAUAGGUCUUCUACUUAGUCUCAUUAGCCUUUGUCACUCCGAUUCUCUUGCCACCUUUAAGUCUAAACUUAAGACACAUCUUUCCAGAACAAUGACUUACUUCACUGUGACCCUCUCCUGACCAUGAGCAUGCAUAAUGUGUGUCUGUAAUUUACUUUGUAUUCGAGUAGUGCAUGUUGUAGAAGUGAGUGUGUCUGUUAUGAGAACAUGGGUGCGUUGAUGAUUUAGUCUGUGUAUGAUUUACGUCAAGUGCUAUGAGCAAAUCUUUGGAAAUCCUCCUCAUUAUUAUAUGAAUAGCUAAUGCGUAAUGUUGGACAUAAUAUGACUGAACACAUUAUUUUAGGUCUGACAUGGGGUUGGGUCAUAACUAAUUAUUUAACCCUUCUGAGCCCUGUAAAAAAUCGCCACUCAAUAAUUCUGCAUCAGGCAAAAUGUAGGCCUCAAGAGAACAAUCCCAAUUCCAUAUUCAUGUAAAAGAUUGUUUGAAAUGUCACUUGUUGGCUUGAGUGAAAGUGCAUCAUGGUUUUGUCCAAUAAACAAGACUUCAUGUUUCACCUGUUUCUGUCAUGGCAGUGUGGUGAUCUGUUCAGUUUGACCAGGCAGGGCUAAUUUUGAAUACAUUUUAGUAUACAAGAUUUUCUCCCCCCCCCCCCAAAAAAAAAGAAAAGUUUAUAUGCAUCUAAGCCAUUGAUAUUAUUUGGGUUAAUUCAGUGAGUUUGUGUUGAAAAAAAAAACCCUUGAAAUGAGAAAAAUAUUUUCCCUUCAUCAUGCUUAGUGUUGACUGUCCUUGUUGCUGAAUGUGUUUGCCAGAAAUAUUUAUGCUUGGUAUUGAGGUACCUGAUAGACUAAAUGGAGGCAACUGAAUAAAAUUUGUUGUGAAUGCAUGUAUUUUGUACAGCAGCAAUCAUGAGGCUAGUGGGAGUCUUGUGUCUUUGAUGAAUAGAUUGUAACAGGUGGACAUUUGUGUAUUUUUGCGAUCAUAAAAUGGUUAUAGAUUUUUUUCCUACCCUUUUGUAUAUUUGUAGAUGUUGCACAUUUUGUUCCUUUUAUUGUUGUUGAUGGUACACAUUUGCUUUGUCUUGUUCAUGGUGGGAAGGAAUUUGAAGCACUCACUUUUCUUCUGGUAACCCUGUCCUUGCUUGUUACCUGCUUAGAUUAUAUUAUGAUGCAGGUUUAAGGUUCUGAGACAUAAUUCAUCAUAAUUUAGGUGAUCUUUUACAUUUACCUUUCAUACCAUUUGUAUGAAACUUCAAAAGAAGGGUGCAUGUGUGUGUGAGAGAGAGAAAUUUCAUGCUAGAGAAUGGAGAAAUUUUGAUGGUGUUUCUCAGUUGCACAUUCCACUGGCUGGCUGGCUGGCUGUGCCACACAGCAUCUAACGAGAGAGCACAAAACACAGACCUUUAACUGUUGUAUGAAGUGCUGGUGAAAGCAAGAGAAAAAGUGGGGUCUAGUUCAGUGAGUGGAUGAAGAGCAUGUAUACAGUAGCUAGUUAUGAAUCUUCCACUGCACGUUCAGGUCCUGCUGAAACAGAACUAGUUUUUUCUCAAUUCUGCAGCAUUGAUUGGUGUGGUUUUACCAAUCGUAUAUGCAGCAUAAUCAAGAACCCAGGCUGUGUCUAAGCUGCUACUUGUCUCACCUCCAUUUGUUACAAAAUGAUAUUAAUUUACUCUGGCAUGUACUAAAAGAAUGAUGAGACUAUAUUUGAAUUCAAAUAAAAGGAGCCUGUCGCCUCUA